AUGCUUGGAAAUGAGGAAACUGUUGAGCAUGAGAAAGAGUUCUCGUCCUACAAACUAGAGGAUAAUAGGGUCCAAGAGGGUGUUUUUCUCGCAGGCGCGGAUGGAGUCGAACGCGGCGUCCGGAAACAGCUUCAGCCAAAUUGCGAGCUACUCGAUCCAGAGCAGUUUUGCUCAACUCUUCGCAAAAUUCUCGACGGGGCUUGCUUCGAUAGUCUGGUUUUCCGAAGAUCUCAUGGGGUCAAUGCUUUGAUCGAGAUCCGGACCUGGCGCCUACGCAAGAAAGGCAACUCGUUGGUCCAAGUUGAUGGCGAAGAAGGCGGCCUGGAGGAAUGCUCGCCCAACGACGAGAAUACCGGACGGCUCAGCGAAUCCUGGUCCUUCGAUGAUGUGCUUAUAUUGAGACGCAUCGGUGUUUCAGCUGUAGACCUGGAACUCGUCGCUCCAUGUGACGGAUAG
Molecule: messenger RNA, 456 nt
Organism: Pseudomassariella vexata
Lineage: Eukaryota; Fungi; Ascomycota; Sordariomycetes; Amphisphaeriales; Pseudomassariaceae
Exons: 2
Coding region: 1-456 (151 amino acids)
Source: RefSeq, a predicted model, not a curated record